CUCCGAUGUUGCAAUCGCAAAGUAGCGUUGUCGCAUCACGUGACGGUGCCCAGCUGGCCUGAAAAUGGAAAGUGGCUGCAGCAGCCGAGCGGUGCAGAGAGCAAUGGGAGACAUCAGCUUUUGGGCUGACCACACACCUGUGCAUGAAGCUGUCAAAGAAGGCAAGAUCCUUAAGCUGAGGCAACUGAUUGAAAAUGGAGCUUGUGUGAAUUUAGUUACCGUAGACUCCAUAACCCCAUUGCAUGAGGCAAGUCUGCGGGGGCAAAUCCAAUGUGUACAGAUGCUGCUUGCUGCAGGCGCACAGGUCGAUGCCAGGAACAUUGACGGGAGCACUCCUCUCUGCGAUGCCUGUGCUGCUGGGAACAUUGAAUGUGUGAAGUUACUGUUGAGCCAUGGAGCAAAAGUGAACCCCAUGCUGUUUGCAGCAUCACCACUGCAUGAGGCCUGUAUGAUCGGGAGUGCAGCGUGCAUGAAGCUGCUCAUUGAUGUCGGAGCAAAUCUGGAGGCUUACGACUGCCACUUUGGGACCCCGUUACACGUGGCUUGUGCAAGACCGCACGUGGACUGUGCAAAGCUGCUGCUCAAUGCAGGGGCGAAUGUGAAUAGUGCUAAACUCCAUGAAACUGCACUUCACCUUGCAGCCAAGACAAAGAAUGUGGAUUUGAUCAAAAUGCUCAUUGACUAUGGAGCCAAUGUUUAUGCACAGGACAACAGAGGCAGGCUGCCUUUGGACUAUACGCAAUCCGGAUCACCACCCUCAGCUUGUCUGCAGUAUUACCAGAGAACGCCGUUGAGUUUAUCACACCACUGCAGAAUGGCUCUAAGGAAAGUUCUUGGCCCUCAGAGAUUGCAUGCGAUUUACCAGUUAAACAUUGCCCCAAAACUCAUCAGCUAUCUCUGCUAUGAGUGAAGCUGUUUGAAACUCAGAAUAUUAAUGGGCACUUGUGAUGCAUUGAUUUAAAUGCCCAAUCGUCAGUUCUUAUGAACACAUUUAAUACUCUUGCUUACACUUAAUGCCAACAGAAGGCAGGAGACUGAGAUUACAUUAAAAUGGACAGUAACCUCCAACAUCUCCCUGCACAUGCAAAUAGUGACUCUCAGUAUGAAGAUUGAACUUUUCCUGAUGGUAACAGAAAACACUGUUAACUCAGUUGCUCCCAGGGAUAAAUUUAAACCCUAUAUGUACAAUUCACAUAUUUUUAAACUUGGCUCCAUCGAAAUCUCCAUGUAUUAGUACAGAUUGUCUAUUGACACCACUUGAUCCAUCAGUUCUGAGGAAGGGUCACCAGACUCGAAAUGUUAACUCUGUUUUUCUCCUCCACAGAUGCUGCCAGACCUGUUGAGCUUUUCCAGCAACUUUGUUUUUGUUCCUGAUUUACAGCAUCCGCAGUUCUUUUUGGUUUUUAUUUAGUGUUCCCUGAUUGAGUUGGAAACAAGGCAGGACUUGUCAGCAGAACUUGGAGCUAUGUUUUCAACGGCAAACUAAGCUUGCUUAAAAAAAAACAAAGCAAAUAUAAUCUAUUUACAGAAUCUACUUCAAAUAAGUCUCUUGUAAACAGACCUCAGACCUAAACAGUUUAGGAGAAUGAGGAGAGAAUCUUCUAGAAACCUAUAAAGUUCGAAGAGGACGAGACUGGGUAAACACAGAUGACUUGGGGGUCCACAGAUAGGGGUCACUGUUAAAGGCUAUGGGGUAGGCUGUUGGACUGUGAUGAGGUGAAAUUUGUUUACCCAGAGAGUGGUGAACCUGUGGAGUUCUUUGCCAAAGAAAGUGAUUGAGGCCAAAAGAUUGGAUGUUUUCAAGAAGGAAUUAGCGAUUAAUGGGAAAGGGCAGAAAGUUGGAACAGAACACUGAGAUGGAUGACCAACAAUGACCAUUCUGAGUGGCAGAGCAUGCAGAAGGGCUGAAUGGCCUACUCCUAUUAUGUGUUCCUAUGGAACACAUGACUGAAACUACAGCGAUUUGCCCAGUAAAAAGCGGGACGAUUGUUUUUUUUCCAACAAAUUGCAGUUAACUAAACAGAUCAAUGCAGAUUGUGGCUCGACUGGUGAAUCAAUGAAUGUGAGAAUUCCGAAAUUGGAAAAUGUAUUGUGCAAUAUUGCAGAAAUAUUUAUUACAACCUUUGGUUGUAAGUUCUCUUACACCUCCCCUUACUUUGGUUAGAAUCUUCUGGAAUCUUCCAUGGAAAAUUUGGUGAUGGUGAGUGAGGCACUUAACCAGGCUGAAGGUGAGCACUUUUCCAUAUUCCCAAAUUAAAUCCGGGGCAAGAACCUCCUGGGGAAAGUCUCUGCACCCAUUGGUAAUUGAAGCCUUUAAGUGGCCAGUUAAUGCCCAUUCGAGGUUUUCGUGCUGAUGGCCCUGGUGUAAACCUCGUGGCAGGUGUAGGGCUUACUAAACAGAUAGCACUACCAUUGUAUAGAGUGGGGAAGUGGGAUGGUUUUGGGGUUUGAUGCAUGUGGAAGAGUGUGGGACACUGGAGUUGGUUCGGGGCAAUAAGGUACAUCGAGAGUGGGACAAUGAGAUUGCUUCACCAGUAUGGACUUGUUGGAGGGCUGUCGGUGGUGUCUUUUGGUUUUAAAAUCAUGCACUAGAAGGUGGGUGUCACUCUCUUGGGCCAGCAUUAAUUGGCAUCAGAAAGGGAUGGUCAUGUGCUCUGCUUCAUGGUAACCUCAGCCAGCGCAGGAAUUGCUCCCAUGCUGUUGGCAUCACAUUGCAUUAUAAACCUGCCAUCUGAAGUGCAAAAGGACGUUGUGAAAAACAUCUUCUGAAGAAGGGUUUAGGCCUGAAACGUCAGCCUUCCUGCUCCCCUGAUGCUGCUUGGCCUGCUGUGUUCAUCCAGCUCUACACUUUGUUGUCUCUUGUAAAAACCCAUCAGGUUCACCAUCUCAGGUGGUGACAUGGUCCCCUAUUGGACUAGGUUUUUUUUUCUACUUUACUCCAGUUCUUUAAAGUUGAGUGAGUUUCACCGUUUACCAUGGUCAGAUUUGAACCUCUAUCUGCAGACGUUAGUGUGAGGUUCUGGAUGACUAGCCAGUGACAUUACCACUGCGCUGUUGUCACCCCUUAAGCCCCCUUUUCCCAGCAGUCUGUUCGGUAAACUUAAAGGUCCAGCAUCACAGCCAGACACUUUGACAGUUAAUGACCUGAGUAAUAGUUAACUUCAGAAGAACGCUCCAAUUUUUAAAUGGAUACUUUCAGAAGAUUCUGGGUGUAGGGGAACUGCCCAGUUAUUCCCUGGCAAUUCAUUAAGAGCCUGCUACAUUGGGAAUUCUGCUGCUCUCUCAUUCCCAGAAAUGAUUAUCUGGCCAUUGAAAAUGUCAGGGCUCUCUGCUAUGAUACAGGCGGUAAUCCAGGGUUGAAGGAACAUUGAAAUUUUCUGAAAAGUUUACAUUUUGAUAAAUGUUAAAACCGACAAGCUUUCUGUUUUGUUAUUUCCUGCCUUUUCUCGGCACCAGGCAAGGUGUAGCUAAGUUAGGCCAUGUCUUACCAAGGGAGUGCUGCCUUUGUAUCUUCAGAUGCUCGUCAUCUGCUUAGGCUGGCUCUGUUGCUAUCACUGUAUGUGCAAUAUACCUUUUUAAGACACAUGCUCAACAUGUCAUCACCAUAUCAUAGCAUGUGACCUGAUGGUAGAAAGUUCUCAGUCUCCAUCUUACUGGAUCCACUCGCAGCAUGACACACUGAAGGGAUUGUGCUAGUUUUUAACUGAAAUGCUUAGCACUAGCCUAGACAUGAAAGCGUCUAUGAUUGUAAUAUAUGUAGAUACCAAUGGCUGUAAUAAAUGUCUAUUGAAUCUUUGAGUAUGAAGUUGCUUGUGUCUACUUCUUUAUACUCCAGACACUAACAUAAAAUAUCACUUCUUCAGGUACAAACACCCAACUGAAGGUAAAAACCCUUGCGAUGUAUCUGUGGCAAAUCAGAUGAAACACAUGAGGAGCAAAACCAGAAAUUGCUGGAGAAGGUCAGGCAGCACCUGUAGAGAGAACUGAGUUAAUGUUUUGAGUCCAGUGACUCUCCUUCU
Messenger RNA from Stegostoma tigrinum, 4019 nucleotides. RefSeq names its product ankyrin repeat and SOCS box protein 13-like. Bases 65 to 910 code for a protein of 281 amino acids. NCBI's taxonomy places the organism in Eukaryota, Metazoa, Chordata, Chondrichthyes, Orectolobiformes, Stegostomatidae. The transcript has 6 exons. The record is from RefSeq and is a predicted model, not a curated record. Gene Ontology annotation, molecular function: protein binding. Gene Ontology annotation, biological process: positive regulation of protein catabolic process; protein ubiquitination; intracellular signal transduction.